Trypanosoma theileri is the source of this 801-nucleotide messenger RNA. Its product is annotated as putative RAB-interacting protein. The coding region runs from base 1 to 801 and encodes 266 amino acids. NCBI's taxonomy places the organism in Eukaryota, Euglenozoa, Kinetoplastea, Trypanosomatida, Trypanosomatidae. The record is from RefSeq and is a predicted model, not a curated record. The transcript has a single exon. Gene Ontology annotation, cellular component: Golgi apparatus.
AUGAGCACUAGCAGCAACACGUAUACAACUUCAGAUGAUCCCUCAACUGAUAUCACUAGUACGAUGGAUAGGGCACCAGGGGCCUCCGCCUCAUCUCUCUUCAGUUCUUCUUUGAUGACUGAUCAACAAGGUGAAAAGAUACGGAAUUUGGAUAAAAAAGUGGAGCGAAAUGAUAGUGGAAUUAUUUCAAGUAGUUAUGAUUUAAUAGAAAAGAUGAUGGAAAUUCGUGGAGAACUAAGAAAGGAACAACUCCCCUGGAUGGAAGAUUUUCUUGAUCAGAAACAGUUUGUUCUGCCAAAGAGCAAAGGGGAAGCACUUGAACGACUAAAUCUAAACUUGCCGUAUUAUGGUGCUAAUUACAUAGUAGUAUUUUACACAUUAACAUUACCAUUUCUUGUGGUAUAUGAUCCAUUGUUUUUUUUACUUGUUUUUCUUUCAGCGAUUCUUCUUCAUACUAUUCAUUUACGAGAAAAAAAACGUUCUAGGUUUGCUGCGCAUAUAAGUAUUUCUGGUAUAUGUGUAUCCUAUAAAAGGAUAGUAGAUCUUUAUAUCAUUAUCCUAUUAGGACUUUUCCUUUUCUGGGAUGGCUUACGUACGGUAGGUAUAGUGUUACUUAUAAAUGGUUUGGUUAUUCUUCCACAUGCGGUUUGGCGUAGACCAACAUAUUUUGAUGAUGAAGAGUUGGAAAAACUACGACCCAAGAUGGUACAAUAUAUUAUAUCUCUAAUAUUGUUGAUUCUGGUCUAUCUUGAAUGUAAAGGAGCUCCUAUGGGAAUGGAUAAGAAAUACCGUCAAAAGUAG